AAUAAUACACUUUAAAUUUAGCCAGAUAAUCCUGACAUGACGUAUGUUUGUAAUUGAACAGUGUAUACGAGUAUUUAACAGAUAUUUUAAAAAUAUAUCGUAUUUUUAUCAAAUGAAAACUUUAUGAAAAGUGGGACUAACUAGCGUGCUAACAAGUUAGACACUUUUCCGUGUUGUCUAGGAAACGCGUAAACUGUCGUAAACACGAGGAACUUGAUUAACGAGCCAACAAUUUCAACUUUUGAAACGUUCGUCCUGGCGAGAAUGCUGUUGUCUGCCAGAAAUAAAGACUUCCAGUCUUUGGACAGCUAUUCUGAUGGUGAAGAUAAUAAUACAGCAACCGCAAGAAGAAGCGCGUUUCGAGAAGUAAACCCAGCUUCAGAGGAAAGCGGCGCGAACCGCAGGGCGACGCCUGGGCGGCAACACGCACGGCCGCAGUACUCAAGAGAAAGACACCUGUGGUCCGCUCGCAUUUUUUCUAUUCUGUGCAGCAUAGUCAUCGUCUCGUUUUUCGCUGUGCUUAUCUCCUUCUUGUAUAUUAUUUUAAAAGAUUUAAAAACAGAGAGGAUAACCACUGAAGAUGGAUCAGAAGUCAGACUUCUGGGGUUUUGGAGUAUUUUGGUCCUGUCCUCUGUGGCCGGAGUUUUGUGUUGCAGUUUCUCCUGGACUCUAACCUACUUUGACUCAUUUGAGCCAGGGAUGUUUCCCCCAACCCCUCUUUCUCCAGCCAGACUCAAGCAAAUGACCGGACACUCUUUCCAUAUGGGCUACAGCAUGGCUAUACUCAACGGCAUAGUGGCUGCACUCACUCUUAUAUGGUAUCUCACCUGAUAUCAUACAUUGACAAACCUCAACUCCAGGCCUUCUGUGGAGACUUUAUAUGUCAUAAUUAUCAAACUUGAACAUGAAUCAGUCAAGAGAAAAUAAUGUUUUGAUAUUAACUAGACCUGAUUUCAGGCAUAACUAAAUUUUAACAAUGUGUAGUUACUGCAUUUUUCUUGUACAGGCCAGUACAGAUAAAACUGUUUUUAAAAAUGAGAAAAACAAAUACAAAAUAAGAAAUGAUAUAUAACUAAUUAAGAUGUAAAAAAUGUUGUGUGUGUGUGUGUGUGUGUGUGUGUGUGUGUGUGUGUGUGUGUGUUGUAAAAUUUGACUUUAAUUCAGUACAAAUGCACAGUGACCUUUUUCUUAAUGGACUACAUUUUGAUGUAAUAAUAUUAACAGAGUCAGGGUCUCUUUGUUACCCUGUUUUUGUUUUUAAAAGGCUUUUAUUACAGAAUCCUGUUGCAGUAGUGUUUUACCAUUACAAUAGCAGCGCAUUACUAGUCUGCUUUCAUCCUUUUGAUGUAAUUCAUUAUCAGUGUGACAAAACAUACAUGCUUUUUAACUUGUUUCUACAUAAAUAAAUGUGUAUUUUAGUACCUCCACUUAGCAAAGACUGGAGUCCCUUUCCAAUUGUGCUUUAUUAAAGCUGGAAGUUGCUGCUCUAUUUGUGCAUUUUAAUGGGGGAAAUCAUUAGUACAAUAGCUGUUUUGGGGUUGAUGGAGAGUGACCGUGUUAAAGCUCUGUGGAGAGCCUAGGAGAAGGUCACGAAGUGUAGAAGUGUGGAUUUAAUUUAUGACUUUAAUUAUUUGAUGCGGACUCUGCUAGGCCAUGAUUACUUUUUUCUACUUGAUUAGAUUAGCAGACCUUGUAGCGGCUCAUUUCAGCUAGCGCUAAUGCACUGGUCUGUCUCGUAUAUGGAGUAUUAAUGUACUGCUGCCGGUUUGUCAUUUUGGAUGUGUGGCAAAAGGCUUCUAUAAUUUGUUUUCAUUUACAGGACAUUUCCAUCUCAUUUUGUGUUACCUUCAAAUAGACAUUAAUCCUUGUUUGUUGACCAUAAAUACUUAUGCAUCUUAAAACUUGUUGCUAUUAGAGUAUUUUUUUUUUAUUAAUUUUUUUGCGGUAAAAGGGACGUGUGUAUUAUGAGCUGUUUUGCAGCAUUCUUUAUCUUAAACUAUAUCCCAAACAUUUCCUUAUAGCCUGCAUGACUUGGUGAUUAAUUCUUUUACUGCUAUAUCUGUUGAGAUGAAGGUCUGUCUGAGAUAAACUUUCUCAUUCGCCUUCAGAAACAUGCAGUGAAGCUGUCACAGACAAUAUCCCAUCCUGAAACCACCUGAUUUGUAGGUUGAGUGGUUUGCUUUCUUGUUUUUCAGCUUUUUAAAUAUUCAGAGAUGAAAAUGAAACACUGGAAUAUUCAUGGAUUACCCAAGAGAUGUAACAUUAUGUCAUAUAAGCAGAGUGAAUAUGGUGAGAAUGUAUUAAUGCAACAAAAACUAAAAAACAAUAAAUUUACAAU
Myxocyprinus asiaticus (Chinese sucker) is the source of this 2338-nucleotide messenger RNA. It is a transcript of the gene arl6ip6, whose product is annotated as ADP-ribosylation factor-like 6 interacting protein 6. The record is from RefSeq and is a predicted model, not a curated record. The coding region runs from base 265 to 831 and encodes 188 amino acids. NCBI's taxonomy places the organism in Eukaryota, Metazoa, Chordata, Actinopteri, Cypriniformes, Catostomidae. The transcript has 4 exons.